Molecule: messenger RNA, 735 nt
Organism: Paramuricea clavata
Lineage: Eukaryota; Metazoa; Cnidaria; Anthozoa; Malacalcyonacea; Plexauridae
Source: the annotation of a GenBank genome assembly
AUGGUUGAUGACAUUAAACCCAAACAACCUGAAACUAAUGUAUUGGUUAAAUGUGCUGAUGACAUGACAGUUAGUGCACCAGUAAAGUCAAAUAGUGAUUCUGCAACAAUGGAAGUGAGGAACAUCGAGAACUGGGCAAGGAGAAACAGAAUGACUCUAAAUCUAACAAAAACAUGGGAGAUGCUUCUGAGUGGCGGAACGUCUAAGCCGCCACCAGCGCCUAUAGAAGGUAUUGAACGCAAGGAAUGGCUAAAGCUGCUAGGUGUUACUUUCGAGGACGAUGUGUGCUGCUGGGACCUGCACGUUAAUGGCUUGUUGUCGAAGGCCGGAAGCCGAAUGUAUAUUUUAAGAGUAUGUAGAAGGUAUGGAUAUCGGAAGGAACAUCUCAGCUAUCUUUUUGACUCAAUAAUACUAUCGUUGUUUUUAUACGGUAUUGAAAUUUGGGGCUCAGCUCUUCAAAAGAAAUAUUUAGAACGCAUUGACAAGUUUUUUAAGCGAGCGUAUCGAUAUGGUUAUAUACUGAAAGAGUAUAAAAUGUCUGAGCUGAUUGAAACGAGAGACAGAAUUCUAUUCAAUAGGAUUUUAGAUAAUCCAGAACAUAUUUUAUAUGAACUACUGCCUGAAAAAAGACAAAAAAAUUUAAGAAAACGUGAUCAUCCUUUCAUCCUACCUCAAGUCAGAACUGAAAGAUUUAAGCGUUCCUUUGUAAAUAGGCGUCUGUUUGAUUAUUUUUAG